GAGAGAGAGAGGGAGAGAGAGAUUAUAGCAGAAGAAGGUUCUGAAUUAGCACAAUAAAAGAAGAUAGUGGGGCUCAAUAUGCCCUACAAAUUGGACUUGAAAUCAGCAAAGAAAGCAAGCACCAACCAACCCAACUCACUCCAUGAUAUUCUUCUCUCAUCUGUCACCAAGCUUUCUUACAAUUUUCUUCCAUCUGAAAUCAUUCAGGCUUCUCAACAAAGCAACACUCACUACCAGCUAUAACAAAUCCACUUGAACUUACACUCUCUCUAUCUAUUUCAUUCACAUUAUCAUACCCACUUCACCUUUCUGGAUCUUCUUCUUCCUCAGCUCUCUAUCUUGCUGUUCUAAUUCAGUUUAUAACAUGGCUCUGAAGGAGAGAGUUCAGAGGUUUGUCAUCCUUCCCUUCUCAGUUGGCUGUGCUUCCCAUUCCAGCGUUAAGGUCAUCGAAAAACAGUCAAAGAAUACUCAUAUCGAGCAAGACUUUUUUCCUGAAGACGAAGGAAGAGGAGGCCAGGAAAGUGGUAGAACAAAGAGUACUUCUUCAAUAUUUCUUCAACUCCCAAGGCCGAUUUUUUCUGCAGGGAUUCAUAAACUAGCUAAAGGAUUCAAGAACUUAUCUAAUCUGUUCUCAGUCUAUAAAGAUAAUGAUGAGGAAGAUGAAGCAGAGAUGGACAUUGGAUACCCAACAGAUGUGCAGCAUGUGGCUCACAUAGGAUGGGAUGGCUUCAAUAAUGUGGGUGGAAUGAAGGGCUGGGAGAAAGCACCAGAGUUCUUUCCUUUGUCUUCCCUUUCAUUGAAGCAAUUUGAGCUGGCCAUGGCUUCACAGGCUGAAGGCUGUGGUCCUCUUUAAUCUGACCAGGCUCCAGCUUUUUAAUCAGUAUGAAAUUAUGAAGAGAGAGAGAGAGAGGAGAAGUUAUUUUGUGCAGAGAUCGGACCAGAAUGCGCUACAUCAGCGGUACCAAGCCGCGGUACCGAACAGUACCGAGUAAUACCGAGCCGCAAUACCAAGCAAAUGGUGACGUGACGCAUUCUGAUUAGUCUCCGAACAGCAUUCGAAGUCUGCACAUAAUAAUUAAUCGAGAGAGAGAUAGAGAUCCUAAUUGGAUCUAAUAAUGGUUCAUAAGAAUUGACACUAUACCAACCUUAGUUUGCAAGAGAGCUAAAUCUGAAAUCUAUGGCAAUAGAAACUUGUCUGUUUAAUGUAUUGGAUCUAAUUGGAAUGAAAGGUUCAUUUGUGA
This is a messenger RNA of Dendrobium catenatum, 1241 nucleotides long. RefSeq names its product CRIB domain-containing protein RIC4. The record is from RefSeq and is a predicted model, not a curated record. The transcript has 3 exons. Bases 365 to 853 code for a protein of 162 amino acids. Lineage: Eukaryota; Viridiplantae; Streptophyta; Magnoliopsida; Asparagales; Orchidaceae.